GGGUUGGUAUUUAAACAAAUAACACUCAGGUAGGGUUGGUAUUUAAACAAAUAACACUCAGGUAGGGUUGGUAUUUAAACAAAUAACACUCAGGAAGGGUUGGUAUUUAAACAAAUAACACUCAGGUAGGGUUGGUAUUUAAACAAAUAACACUCAGGUAGGAUUGGUAUUUAAACAAAUAACACUCAGGUAGGGUUGGUAUUUAAACAAAUAACACUCAGGAAGGGUUGGUAUUUAAACAAAUAACACUCUGGUAGGGUUGGUAUUUAAACAAAUAACACUCAGGUAGGGUUGGUAUUUAAAGAAAUAACACUCAGGUAGGGUUGGUAUUUAAACAAAUAACACUCAGGUAGGGUUGGUAUUUAAACAAAUAACACUCAGGUAGGGUUGGUAUUUAAACAAAUAACACUCAGGUAGGGUUGGUAUUUAAACAAAUAACACUCAGGUAGGGUUGGUAUUUAAACAAAUAACACUCAGGUAGGGUUGGUAUUUAAACAAAUAACACUCAGGUAGGGUUGGUAUUUAAACAAAUAACACUCAGGAAGGGUUGGUAUUUAAACAAAUAACACUCAGGUAGGGUUGGUAUUUAAACAAAUAACACUCAGGUAGGGUUGGUAUUUAAAGAAAUAACACUCAGGUAGGGUUGGUAUUUAAACAAAUAACACUCAGGUAGGGUUGGUAUUUAAAGAAAUAACACUCAGGUAGGGUUGGUAUUUAAACAAAUAACACUCAGGUAGGGUUGGUAUUUAAACAAAUAACACUCAGGUAGGGUUGUUAUUUAAACAAAUAACACUCAGGUAGGGUUGGUAUUUAAACAAAUAACACUCAGGUAGGAUGGCUCCGACCAGUAAGAAGGACCCUGAAGUGGAGUCUAAAGAUGAUAUCUGGUCUAACUUACUUAGCUCACUGCAGACUAGGACCACUUCAAGAGGGAAUAAGACGGUGAUCAUGCUGGGCACACCAAAAUCUGGCAAAUCUACACUCGUGUCUAAGAUGAUGGACCCAAAACAUGCAGAACUCAUUGAUAGUAACCCUGGGGUGGAAUUUAGUUACGUUACAGUUCGGGACGAAGAAAAGGAGAAUCUAGGACAGAUCGGGGUCCACUUUACCAGCUACAAGCACUUCCUGCCUUUUGUUCUUACUAAAGAAAGGAUGAAGAACGCCAUGGUAGUUAUAGUGUUGUCUCUAGAUAAACCCUGGAAUCUGGAGGAGGAACUUCUUUAUUGGACCUCCCUGUUAGAGGAACAUAUCAAGAGUUUGCAGAUUGAUGGAGGAGAAAUGGCGAAACUGCGACAUAACGUUGUGGAUUUGUUCAGCUCUUACAAGAGUCCGGAACGAAAGGACGAUAGAGAAGAGGAGAAGAAGAGUAAGGAAGAUGAAGAUGAGGUCAUUCUCCCCAUUCCAGAAGGAGCUCUUAUCUCAAAUCUUGGAAUUCCUGUGAUCGUGGUACUGAGUAAGGUAGACUCAAUGUCCACUCUACAAAAGGAGAACGACUUUUCAGAGGAACAUUUCGAGUACAUACAGUGGUAUUUGAGGAAAGCUUGUCUUGCGUGGGGUGCCGGUCUGCUUUACUGUUCACCGCGAGAGAACAGCAACACUAAACUGCUGCUCGACUAUAUGAGUCACGUGUUCUACGGGUUAAAGCUCAGGACAGAGCCGCAGGUUGUGGACAGGGAUGCUAUUUUCGUACCGAUUGGCUGGGAUUCUCCCUCUAAAAUAGCCCUUCUAAGUGAUGGUUUUGUUCAGUUCACGCAGUCCAAACCGUUCGUAGAACAGAUAGCGGCACUGCCUGAUAUCCGACAAAAACGUGUAAUAAAAGGAGAAGACGACCAACUGUUCCUGACGAGAAUGCAAGCUGUACUGGUAGAGAAGCAGAAGAGUGGCUCUCCCAUGAGCCCCUCCCACCACAAGGUACUAGAGGGGGAAGUUAAGGGAGCUGCUAAAACUCCUCCACCUGCUGAUGGGGUGCUGGCUAACUUCUUCAACUCUCUGCUCACCAAGAAACCAGGAAGUGGUCCUACUUCUCCCAACCACUCUCCCUCUCCUCCCCCGACACAGAACACUCUUGUUCCGCCCAAGAAAGCGCUUGCGCCGCAACUUUCAGCGCCACAGAAGCGCGAGGAACACGAAAAACAAGCGCUAGCUGCGUCUCGCUCUAACCCUGAGUCGGCGGAUGAGGUGAAAACUCCGAUAGAGAAAACUAAAACUACAUCUAAAUUACCAGCUGCUGCUCCCCCGGCAUCUAGAGAGAAGUCUCCCAGUAAGACGCCUGCUAAAACACCUGUAAGGAGGGCUGCUGCUCCUGCAGGCAUGAAGAAACCUACACCUAAACGAGGCCUGCCUCAACCACGGAAAUAGAUACAAUGGGACUUUUUGUAGGGUUACCUAGAUUAACCUGUCGCUGUGCAUGGUUGAAAAUUAUUAUUUGACGUUGGUUUUUAUAUUAAAUUUGUUUGUAUUGAUUUGUAAUAAUUUCCUAUUUUUGGCAUUUUGUAUUUUGUACUCUUCUCUUACUUAAACUUACUGGGUGUUUUUGUUUUUAUACGUGAAAAUAAACUUAUUUGUAUUGGAUGUAAAGUGUAUAUUUAAACCAUAUUUAACUUUUACAUAAAUAUUUCUUAACAAUUUACAUACGUGGAACAUAAGUCACGUGACAUUAGUCACUCCGACUUAUUUAACUAGGCUUGCUUACUUUACGUUUGCAUGAGUUGUGUAUUUAAACUAAUAAUUGUCGCUGAAAGUAAAAACGCUGCUUGAUUUAAGAAUGUAAAUUUAAAAACUAGGGUUUUGUACAAUUGUUUUUUAUUUGUUACUUUAUUUAGACGAACUUUUCUUUUAUUUGUGAACUUUAUAUAUCUUUAAAAUGAUGAACUUUUCUUGUUGUUUCUUGAUUUUGUAUCUUAUUUUUCUGAUAUUGGGAUUUUCUCGUAAUAUUAUGUGUAUCUUAUCUGUGGUUUUUUCUUAUUUGAUGCAAUUUAUUGAA
Molecule: messenger RNA, 2983 nt
Organism: Bolinopsis microptera
Lineage: Eukaryota; Metazoa; Ctenophora; Tentaculata; Lobata; Bolinopsidae
Product: cytoplasmic dynein 1 light intermediate chain 2-like
Exons: 8
Coding region: 835-2358 (507 amino acids)
Biological process (GO): microtubule cytoskeleton organization; microtubule-based movement
Cellular component (GO): centrosome; cytoplasmic dynein complex
Molecular function (GO): dynein heavy chain binding
Source: RefSeq, a predicted model, not a curated record